GAGCAUGAUCCAUUCAUUCUCAGGCACAGACGGACAGAGAUACAGAUAUGGAGCAGCCGCAGUUUCCCUCAGAGACAGCUAUUGAGGAGUGCGGCAUUUGUUACCUGGACUUCGGCACAGCCAGGAAAGCCCAGUCAUUGGCUGCCUGCGGCCAUGUGAUGUGUUCGAGCUGCCUGCAGCACCUGGUGGCCAAAGACGGCACCGUUACCUGCCCCUACUGCCGGGCGCACUCCGCGUUGCCUAGCGACGACGAAGACGGGUCAUCUGUUGGGUCAGAAAAGGGGCGAAGCCCCAGGAGCUGGUUUAAGAGAUUGUACAAGAAAUCCAAGCGUCGUCGCCAAGGCAGUCUGGCGCAUGAUGACAUCAGAGACUUGGCCAUAAUGAGCUCCUUCUUCAUCUGAGAAUAUUCCGGAUAUGGCAAAAUCCACUCUUCUUCUGAGACCCGUGGAGGCGGAAGAUUCCCGUUUGGGCCGCCAUCUGGAUGCACUUCUGGGAUGCUGGGAGAUUCCUAAUGAUGGGAGGAGCCAUGUGACAAGGCAUUUAUUACUUGGUGGCAUCUCAGCGACAAUCCAGUGGCCUUUAUAGGUCCAUGCAGUGCAUUCUGGGACUAUGGGGCAUUUCCUUUCGCCGCUGGCGGUGACUGAUUUAUUUAUACAUGGCUGAGCGAUACAGAACCCUGUUACUAUGGAGCCCUGUCUGUUGCUACCUGACUAUGUGCACUUAAUUAUUAUUAUUUGUGAUAAGUGACUGUAAUAAGCUAAUUAUUAUCAUUAAGUGUUACCGACGAGCUUGGGAACGAGAGAGUGCAAGCGGAUUCUAUGUUCCUACACAAACACACUUGACUAUUGACUUCUGUGUUGAGUGAAAUAAAGCAGUUUUGUGUCUGUUCCUA
Molecule: messenger RNA, 892 nt
Organism: Xenopus tropicalis (tropical clawed frog)
Lineage: Eukaryota; Metazoa; Chordata; Amphibia; Anura; Pipidae
Gene: rnf227
Product: ring finger protein 227
Exons: 2
Coding region: 48-401 (117 amino acids)
Source: RefSeq, a predicted model, not a curated record